UGACAGGAAGUGUAAAAACAGAAGCAGCACAACCUUCUCAGCGAAGAGUUGAUCCCGAUAGUAAGUCUUCUCUGUCGGUGUGUGGACACAAAGUAUGCGUUUUAAGUCCGAGCCACGGCAAAGAUGCAAUGGCGGUCACUAGUAGUCGGCCUGGUGGUGCUGCGGCUGUCUGUUAGCUUUGUGCUCUGGCUCGCCGUCGGACUGGAACAGAGCGAUAGCUUGGACGUCAAUCGCCCGAAAGCAGAGCGCCUGUCCGGGGAUGAGGGGACCACCGGCAACACGUGUGCAAGGGUCGAAGGAGAGCUCCCCAAAAUAUCCUACCUGAGCUUCUUUGACGGCCACAAGGACGACUACGUCAGGAGAUACAGCUCCUUCUCGGGAGCGCUGAAAGAAGCAAUGAAGGAAAAGGCCAAAGGCAUGUUCUACUUCGGUUAUGAUAAUUACAUGAAAUAUGCUUUCCCCAAGGACGAGCUCAACCCCAUUGACUGCGAAGGGAGAGGUCCGGACGUUCAGAACCCAUCAAACGUGAACAUAAAUGACGUCCUGGGGAACUACUCUCUAACGCUCAUCGACUCCUUAGACACCCUAGUGGUGCUCGGCAACGUGACGGAGUUCCAGAGUGCUGUCAAACUGGUGAUUGACACCGUGUCUUUUGACAAGGACUCCACUGUGCAGGUGUUUGAGGCAAACAUCAGGAUCUUAGGAAGCCUCAUCUCGGCUCACAUUCUGCUCACGGACACCAAGCAUCCGUUCGGGCGGGUGGGCUACGAGGGCUACGACAACCAGCUCCUUGAUUUGGCGCAGGAUUUGGCCGUGCGGCUGCUGCCGGCCUUCGAGAACACCAGCACCGGCAUCCCUUACCCCAGGGUAAACCUAAAGACCGGAGUCCCGUCCGGGAGCAUCAACGAGACUUGCACCGCAGGAGCUGGGUCUCUGCUUGUGGAGUUUGGAAUCCUGAGCCGCUUGACUGGAGAUUUCACCUUCGAGUCGGUCGCUCGGCGAGCUGUCAGGUCGCUUUGGAAGCUGAGGAGCAACCACACGGGACUCCUGGGCAACAUCGUGAACAUCCAAACCGGCCAGUGGGUGGGCCAGCAGAGCGGGCUCGGCGCCGGCAUGGACUCCUUCUACGAGUAUCUUCUCAAGUCGUACAUCCUCUUCGGAGAGAAGGACGACUACGUGAUGUUCCAGGCGGCCUACGCCAGCAUACAGAACCACCUGAGAAGAGGACGGGAGUCAUGCAACGAAGGAGAAGGCGACCCGCCCAUGUACGUCAACGUGAACAUGAUGAGCGGCGAGAUCAUGAACACUUGGAUAGAUUCCCUCCAGGCUUUCUUUCCUGGGCUGCAGGUCUUAAACGGCGACGUGGAAAAUGCCAUUUGCCUCCACGCCUUCUACUACGCCAUCUGGAAGCGCUUCGGAGCGCUCCCAGAGAGGUACAACUGGCAGCGGAAGGCACCCGAUGUCCUUUUUUACCCGCUCAGACCCGAGCUGGCCGAGUCCACCUAUCUGCUCUACCAGGCAACCAAGAAUCCUUUCUACCUGCACGUGGGGAUGGAUAUAAUCCAGAGCCUGGAAAGGAACACCAAAGUCAGAUGCGGCUACGCCACCCUCCAUCACGUGGUGCACAAAUCCAAAGAGGACCGCAUGGAGAGCUUCUUCCUCAGCGAGACCUGCAAGUACCUUUUCCUGCUCUUCGACGAGGACAACCCGCUCCACAAAUGGAGCAGCAAGUACAUCUUCACCACAGAGGGACACCUGAUGCCCGUGGACAAGCGCUUCCGGGAGAAGGGAUGGCGGGGCGGGGGUUCGUAUGAAAACGAAAAAGCACCCGUGGAGAUGCAGACCGAGCAGGAGCCGCCCGCCCGAAACACCAGCAACUGCAUCAGGAUCCCCGAGGCACGGCGCUACACCCUGCCCCUGAAGAGCGUCUACAUGAGGCAGAUCGAUCACAUGGUCGGACUGCUCUGAUGCGGAUCACUGAGGAUCCGGAAGGAGUUAAGAUACAUGGACCAUUUAUUUCACUGGCUGAGAUUGUUAUGUUGUUAUGCUGUGUGUGUGUGUGUGUGUGUGUGUGUGGGAGAGAGUAAAUGAGGAUAACCACGUGGUCCCGUAUGUGAACUGAUCUGGUGUGGCGUUUAGUGCCUUGGACUUUUAUGAUAAGGACACUUUGCACUCUAUGUCACUUGGAAAGCCUGCCUGCGUGUGUGUAUACAUGCAUGUAUACAUGUGUGUUUACAUGCAUGUAUACAUGCAUGUAUACAUGUGUUUACAUGCAUGUAUACAUGUUUUUACAUAUGUUUACAUGCAUGUAAACAUGUUUUUACAUGCGUUUUUACAUGUGUGUAUACACGCGUGUUUAGGCACAUCCAGCAGCCAACACAUAGCUUGUCAUAGAAGAGAAGAGAGUGGCCACUCCCGCUCUUUUUAAAGUGCCUUUUUUUAAAAAAAAGCAUCAUUUCAAUAUUGUUACAGUCCGUCCUUAUGUACACGCUCAUUCCUCCAUGUUUUUUUCCCCCCAUAUGACUGAAUGGACUGAUGAUGUAUUUUAUUUUGACGCGAUUGCACAUCUUCUGCUAAUCAUCUCAGGGUUUAAAGCAACAGGAAGUGAUGUUUAGUAUAGUCAGUCGUUGCCUACAAUGUCUUUCUUAAUGGCUCAGCUGUGUGUUGAGGAUUAAAAGUCUCUUCACACUUAAUAACUGGCUUUCUUCAGAUGUUUGCUCAUACGUGGGUUUCUAUCUGGAUCCCGAUUUGGUCCAGUUCUGAGUUCACAAAGCUUGUCGGUCAAUUGUCAAUGCCUCUACUGUUACAGUGUCGCCGCCGUGGGACUCACACGUACACAGCAAUGAGUUGAAUGCUGCCCUCUACUGAUUUGGAAGUGUAUUACAUGCUUACGCCACAAAU
This is a messenger RNA of Doryrhamphus excisus (bluestripe pipefish), 2901 nucleotides long. It is a transcript of the gene edem1, whose product is annotated as ER degradation enhancer, mannosidase alpha-like 1. Lineage: Eukaryota; Metazoa; Chordata; Actinopteri; Syngnathiformes; Syngnathidae. Gene Ontology annotation, molecular function: mannosyl-oligosaccharide 1,2-alpha-mannosidase activity; calcium ion binding. The record is from RefSeq and is a predicted model, not a curated record. Gene Ontology annotation, biological process: carbohydrate metabolic process; mannose trimming involved in glycoprotein ERAD pathway; endoplasmic reticulum mannose trimming. Gene Ontology annotation, cellular component: membrane.